AUGACAUCAUCAGAACAAUUGAAAAAAAUUACAGUUAUUGGUUCUGGUAAUUGGGGAACUACAAUUGCUAUUCAUAUUGGUGAAAAAGUUCGUGAAUUAAAAGAUAAAUAUGAUCAAAAACUUAUGAUGUGGUGUAAAGAAGAAACAUUAGAAAAUGGUAAAAAACUAACUGAAGUUAUUAAUGAACAACAUGAAAAUAUUAAAUAUUUACCGCAUGAAAGAAUUCCUGAUAAUGUUGUUGCUGAACCGGAUCUUUGUGCAUCAGUUAAAGAUGCUGAUAUACUUAUAUUUGUUAUACCUCAUCAAUUUGUUAAAAAGACUUGCGCACAAUUAAAAAAUAAAAUAAAACCUACUGCUUUUGCUGUAACAUUAAUUAAAGGAUUUUAUCUUGAUGAAGAAACCAAAGAACUUUUAUUAGUUUCACAAGUAAUUAAAAAAACAUUAAACAUUCAUUGUCUUUGUCUAAUGGGAGCUAAUAUUGCUCAUGAAGUAGCUGAAAAAGUUUUUUGUGAAGCAACAGUCGGUUCACGUGAUGAUAAUCAUAGUGAAAUCGUUCGAGAAUUGAUCGAUACACCUAAUUUUCGUUUACGUUUUUAUCCUGAUAUUGAAAUAAUUGAAAUUCUUGGCGGUUUAAAGAAUGUCAUAGCUAUGUGUGCUGGUUUCGCCGAUGGUUUAAAUGUUGGUUUUAAUACUCGAGCUGCUGUACUUCGAUUAGGUUUUCGAGAAAUGAUCAAUUUUUGUCGUUUACAUGAAAAAGAAUCUACAGCAGAAGUUUAUUUAGAAUCAUGUGGUUUUGCUGAUUUAAUUGCAUCAUCAUUAGGUGGAAGAAAUUAUAAUGGAGCAAAAAAAUUAGCUGAAACAAAUAAAUCAUUAAAAGAAAUUGAAAAAGAAGAUCUUAAUGGACAAUCAUUACAAGGUCCUGGAACUGCUAAAGAAGUUUAUCGUCUACUUGAAGAAAAAAAUUUAUUAGAUCAAUUUCCUAUAUUUCGCGAUGCUUAUCUUAUUUGUGAACAAAAAAUUGAACCAAAAAAAAUAAUAGAAAAUUUACCUAAUCAUCCAGAAUUUAAUCAAAAAUAG
Molecule: messenger RNA, 1077 nt
Organism: Rotaria sp. Silwood1
Lineage: Eukaryota; Metazoa; Rotifera; Eurotatoria; Philodinida; Philodinidae
Source: the annotation of a GenBank genome assembly